UGUUUCGGUCUAGUGUUCUUGAUUGUGUGGUGUGUUCUUGGAAAUAAGUUUUCAUUAAAAGUGGUUUCAAAAAAAGUAAAUAUGUUGUGGAAAACUACCACAUUUUCAUUAGCCAUCAGCUAUUUUGUGCUAUGUGGAUUUACGACGGAAGUUAGAGCCGGAGCUUGCAUUAUUCCGCAACCACUGAAGGGUCAAGAAAUGAAUUUGGUACGUGUGGAUAAUGAAGCUUUACCUUCCGAUGAAGUUUUGCCGCGUCCACGCCUAGACGGACGUAUUGUAGGUGGCUACGAAGUGAAUAUUACGGAUGCACCACAUCAGAUUUCGCUGCAAACAAGUGGCGGACAUAUUUGCGGCGGUUCUAUAAUAGCGCCACGCUGGGUGCUUACAGCCGCCCAUUGUACUGAAGGUAAAACCGCCGAGAAAUUAAAAGUGCGUAUCGGCUCCUCAGAGGCAUCUAGCGGCGGCCAAUUGCUACGCGUCAAGCAGAUUGUACAGCAUGAGAAGUUCAAUUACUCCAAUGUCGAUUAUGAUUUCUCACUGCUGCAUCUGGAGAAGGAAAUACAGUAUUCCGACAAUAAAAAGGCAAUUAAGUUACCCGACGAGAAGGAUCAGUUUAUGGAUGGCGAUAUCUGUUAUGUGACGGGCUGGGGCAAUACACAGAAUGCCAGCGAGUCACGUCAGUGGUUGCGUCAAGCUGAAGUGCCGCUGUUCAAUCACGAACUCUGCUCCGAGAAAUACAAGCAAUUUGGCGGCGUAACAGAUCGUAUGGUUUGUGCUGGUUAUUUGGAGGGUGGCAAGGACGCCUGCCAAGGUGAUUCGGGUGGUCCACUGAUUACCAAAGAUGGCGUGCUGGUGGGUGUGGUGUCCUGGGGUUAUGGUUGCGCUAGACCUGAAUAUCCUGGCGUGUAUUCCCGUGUGCAAUUUGCGCGUGAUUGGAUACGACAGCAUAGUGAAGUUUAAGUUCGGAGAUAGAAGGGAAUUAUUAUAAAAACU
Molecule: messenger RNA, 993 nt
Organism: Bactrocera latifrons
Lineage: Eukaryota; Metazoa; Arthropoda; Insecta; Diptera; Tephritidae
Product: trypsin-1
Exons: 4
Coding region: 82-960 (292 amino acids)
Biological process (GO): proteolysis
Molecular function (GO): serine-type endopeptidase activity
Source: RefSeq, a predicted model, not a curated record